Molecule: messenger RNA, 1560 nt
Organism: Procambarus clarkii (red swamp crayfish)
Lineage: Eukaryota; Metazoa; Arthropoda; Malacostraca; Decapoda; Cambaridae
Source: RefSeq, a predicted model, not a curated record
AUGAUCAGACUUCGCAAGGCAAACAGCGUUCAUGACAUUAUCAGUAUUGCCAUAAUUAAAAUAAUCACUCCAACUACAAUACCAGGUCACAGAAGUCUGGAGCUCAGCAUGUUCACUCAAGAUGGUACUGUUACACUGUAUGUUUCAAACACUAGUAGUGCCGACAUCCACCUCCAGUCUGCCACCCACGUUGUAGAUUUUGCCCAUUACAUGUUACUGGUGCGAGUGGUGGAUGAUGUCUCCAUGGAGCAUGCAGUGUGUACACUCACACUAGGAGAAUGUGGAUCUCAGUCAGAGGUGCAGGAGCAACACCUCAAUCCUACUGAUUUCCUUGCCUCCAUGGUUCAACUUUUGGAAAUUUUGAACAAAAAUAGAGCAGCUGUACCUAUACCAGGCAAAAUCAACACGCUCUACGCGAGGGAGGCAGGCGGCGCCAUUACUGACACCACCUGCAGCAACACGCACUACGCGAGGGAGGCAGGCGGCGCCAUUACUGACACUACCUGCAGCAACACGCACUACGCGAGGGAGGCAGGCGGCGCCAUUACUGACACCACCUGCAGCAACACGCACUACGCGAGGGAGGCAGGCGGCACCAUUACUGACACCACCUGCAGCAACACGCACUACGCGAGGGAGGCAGGCGGCGCCAUUACUGACACUACCUGCAGCAACACGCACUACACGAGGGAGGCAGGAGGCACCAUUACUGACACCACCUGCAGCAACAAGCACUACGCGAGGGAGGCAGGCGGCGCCAUUACUGACACCACCUGCAGCAACACGCACUACGCGAGGGAGGCAGGAGGCGCCAUUACUGACACUACCUGCAGCAACACGCACUACGCGAGGGAGGCAGGAGGCGCCAUUACUGACACCACCUGCAGCAACACGCACUACACGAGGGAGGCAGGAGGCACCAUUACUGACACCACCUGCAGCAACACGCACUACGCGAGGGAGGCAGGAGGCGCCAUUACUGACACCACCUGUAGCAACAAGCACUACGCGAGGGAGGCAGGCGGCGCCAUUACUGAUACCACCUGCAGCAACACGCACUACACGAGGGAGGCAGGAGGCACCAUUACUGACACCACCUGUAGCAACAAGCACUACGCGAGGGAGGCAGGCGGCGCCAUUACUGACACCACCUGCAGCAACACGCACUACGCGAGGGAGGCAGGCGGCGCCAUUACUGACACCACCUGCAGCAACACGCACUACACGAGGGCAGAGGCAGGAGGCACCAUUACUGACACCACCUGUAGCAACAAGCACUACGCGAGGGAGGCAGGCGGCGCCAUUACUGACACCACCUGCAGCAACAAGCACUACGCGAGGGAGGCAGGAGGCGCCAUUACUGACACCACCUGCAGCAACAAGCACUACGCGAGGGAGGCAGGCGGCGCCAUUACUGACACCACCUGCAGCAACAAGCACUACGCGAGGGAGGCAGGAGGCGCCAUUACUGACACCACCUGCAGCAACAAGCACUACGCGAGGGAGGCAGGAGGCGCCAUUACUGACACCACCUGCAGCAACAAGCACUACGCGAGGGAG